Messenger RNA from Onychostoma macrolepis, 3959 nucleotides. It is a transcript of the gene ahrra, whose product is annotated as aryl-hydrocarbon receptor repressor a. NCBI's taxonomy places the organism in Eukaryota, Metazoa, Chordata, Actinopteri, Cypriniformes, Cyprinidae. Gene Ontology annotation, biological process: regulation of transcription by RNA polymerase II. Gene Ontology annotation, molecular function: nuclear receptor activity; transcription cis-regulatory region binding; protein dimerization activity. The record is from RefSeq and is a predicted model, not a curated record. Gene Ontology annotation, cellular component: aryl hydrocarbon receptor complex; nucleus; cytoplasm. The transcript has 9 exons. The coding region runs from base 161 to 1771 and encodes 536 amino acids.
AAUCGCGUGCGAAGAGUCCGGCGUGUCAUUCUGUGGAAUCCGCCACCUGAAACACACUAUAUAACAGCAAACAGACACACACACACACACACACACACAAGUCUCUGCUGCAGCUCAUUCUGCGCUCGAUCAUCUCACAGCAGAGCAUCUGUUGGUGAAGAUGAUUCCUCCUGGAGACUGUCUGUACGCUGGGAGGAAGAGGAGGAAACCCGUCCAGAAACACAGAAAACCAGCGGCAGUGACGGAGAAAUCCAACCCGUCGAAGCGGCACCGCGACCGUCUGAACACUGAGCUGGACCGACUGGCCAGUCUGCUGCCCUUCUCCCCCGAGAUCAUCUCCAAACUGGACAAACUCUCCGUUCUGCGUCUGAGCGUCAGCUACCUGCGGGUCAAGAGCUUCUUCAGCGCUGCUCAGGAAAACCCUCGUGAGAAACACGCGAGCGGGAAAGAGCGCGACACGGUGGCCAGCAGCGUCCCUGAGAGCCAGCUGCUGCUUGAGUCUUUAGCAGGUUUUGCGCUGGUCAUCAGCAGUGAUGGGAUGGUCUUCUACGCCUCCUCCACCAUAGUCGACUACCUGGGCUUCCACCAGACAGAUGUGAUGCAUCAGAACGUGUUCGACUACAUUCACGUGGACGACCGGCAAGAGUUCAGACGGCAGCUGCACUGGGCCAUGAACCCUUCGGCUCAAAGCGGCUCGGGUGAAGAUUUUGUGGUCAGCAGUUUGUUUCAGUCUGAGGAGACGUGCAACGUUCCUCCAGAGUUCUCCUGCUUCCUGAACCGCUGCUUUAUCCUGCGGGUCCGCUGCUUACUGGACAGCACCUCCGGAUUCCUGACGAUGCAGUUUCAGGGAAGACUGAAGUUCCUUCACGGUCAGAGGAAGAAGACGGCGUCCGGAGCACUCCUGCCUCCUCAGCUGGCGCUGUUCUGCGUCGCUGUGCCGCUGAUCCUGCCCUCCAUCGCCGAGAUGAAGAUGAAGAGCUGCGUGAUGAAGGGCAAACACAGGAACCCCGGCGUCCUGACCUCGCUAGAUCACAAUGACAGAGACGACGCUCUCAGACGUGCCUCGCUCCUGAGCAAAGACAGCGAGUACAAGUACAAGAAUGAAGGGCCCUAUGGCCCCGACGAGCCUCUGAACUUCUGUAAGACCAGUGUUCAGAAGUUCACAAACCUGGACUGUGGCGUGUGGCCCUCGAGAAGCUCCUCGGUCCUCGGCAGGCACACGCACUACACUAAACCGUAUCGAUCGGCCCCGGGGUAUUACAGCUCCAGAGCCGAGGCCUUCGAGCCCAAGCCCUACGGGAGUGACUGCGCAGACGGCGUCAAGAGUGAGGGCUUCUGCUUCGACGGAUACGACGCUCACGCGGUGCUGGAGCCGGCCGUGAAGGUGGAGCAGGACUCGGACUCGGAGAACGGCUGCUCGUGGACGCAGAUGAAGGCGGAGGCCGGAUACGGAGAGCAGUACUCCUCCUGCCAGCGGCUGAAGGGAGCGCCGUACGCCGGACAUUAUUACGGCGCGACCCGAGCGCUCAAGUGUGUCCAGAACCGAGAUGCAGCGGCCGCCAGCGCACUGAACACACACUGCAUCGACGCCUACGCUGCUGACUACAAAGGGUACGUGCAGCACGACUAUAAAGCGGGUUACGAGUUCAAAGGUCACGGGCUGCUUCACUGCAUCAAGCAGGAACCCGUCGAUGCUCCGCUGUGGCACGACGGCACGAACUGCUCCAUGAACGGCGCACACAAGAUCAACCCCUACGUCUUCAUGCAGUAGCUUCACUCUCAUUCUGUCAUUAUUCAUUUUGAAACUGGAAAUUCAUGCGGUGCAUUUCAAACCCACAAUCAUCCUGUCGUGCGCACACACACACACACACACACACACUUCUUUUAUUUGGAUCCACAAGACAAGCAACAACACACACACACACACACACACACACACACACACAAGCACUCACACACACACACACACACACACACACACAAGCACACACACACACACACACACACACACACUUCUUUUAUUUGGAUCCACAAGACAAGCAACAACACCUGCGCACACACACACACACACACACACACACAAGCACUCACACGCACGCACGCACACACACAUGUAUAGCUCUGUAUAGCUAUCUUUGUGAAGGACAUACAUUGACACAAUGCGAUCUCCAGCUCCUAACCCUAACCUUCAGAACUAAGUGCCUCACCCAAACCCUCACCCUAACCCUACCCUUUACCCAAUUAUAACCUGACCCCUAAAACCAAGUCUUGACCCUCAAACAGGCCUUUAAAGGGGUCCCAGAAAGUGAGGACCGGCCAAAAUGUCCUCACUUUACAAGAUUGUCCUCACUCCGAUGGUCUAAAACUCAAACCGGCCCUCACAAAGAUAGCUGUACAAGUGCACACACACACACACACACACACACACACACUCACACUCUCACACACACUCUCACACACACACACACACUCACACACACAAAACACUGCAAAAUAUGUUCUUCUGCAGUAUUUCUUGUUUUCCCGUACAAAUAUCUAAGUCUUAAAUCCAGAUACAUUUAUUUAAGAAGCAAAAUAACUUCAUAUAUGAAGUCUUGUUUUGUGAAAAAGUGUUUAUGGUUGAAACAAGAACAAAUAUCUGUCAGUGGGCAAUGAAAAACGUUUUCCCUGAUUUAUUUUUUUUUGCUGAGCCGAUUAGCAGAUUUUUCCCCAAGCUAAACUCACUUAUUUAGAUACAUCUUUCAGAAAACAAGACUUAACAUCUUAAGCCAUUUUUGCUUGUAUCUUGAGUCAAGAAUGUUUAGAUUUUUGUACUGGAAAACAAGACAAAAAUACUAAGACAAUCAUUUCUUGCAGUGAAGUUUUUCUUUCUCUCGGUGUAGCAGUGCUGUUGCGUUCAGCGUUUGAGCGUCUGGUUUAGAUUUUGUUUGGUGAGCUUCCAUUAUACUUUUUUCUAUGCACUUUUUAUAUAGUGAGGCUAAUAUUUCUUUCUCAGUUUGUUCAACAAACAUGGACAAGUAAAAAUGACUAACAUAAAAAUUACAAUAAAAUAAAAAAUGAAAAUAUCUGAAAAUUAUUCCAAUUAUUUUAUUUGAAAUAGUAAAAGACAGAUUCAUCUGAAGGAUUUGCUGAGAGUCUAGUACAUCAAUACAAUCAUCGGUUUAUUUUUAGAAGUUGUUUUGUUAAAGCAUUUCAUCUGCAUGUUUAUUAAAUAUUUAGAAGUAUACAAACUGAAGGAUUUCAUCUGUUUGUGUUCAGAUAUCAGCCAGAUCAAUGACAGAAAUGUUUUUAUAUCUCAUGAAAUAGCCAAGAGGUGAAAAAACCCACCUAAAAAAAUCAAACAGUAUGUUGAGGCAGUCCAGUCAUAAAACGUAUUCAGUAAUUAAUAAUGUCAAAUAUUUAGGCUCUUAAACACGUUAAAUUCACUUCAGCAUUGAUAAGAAUGCCAAACAUUUCAUGCGUUUUAUAGAGCACGGCUCUGAUGUUCAGGGCUUGUAACUAUGACUUUAUAUAAAACUACUGUUUAAAUGUAAUAAAUAAUAACGCCACACUUGCACUACUGGGGCUAGUUAACCGAAACAAAACCUGCCGAGGCGUAAUGUCCCUGGUGUUUGAUGAGCUGUUUCUGGAAGGUUCAUUUGUAUCAAUAAUUUGUAUUUGUUUAAUGGCCUUUUGCACUUUUUCAGGAAAGACUUUAACAUGACGUUUUGCCACCGGCAUUCAAUAUGGGCAAUAAAUAUUAACAGAAGAUACAGUAAUGUUUCACACAAGCUUGUAGCUGCAAAGCAGCAACAAUCAAAUGUGGGUCUUCCUGUUAUAUUUAUAACUUUUAUAAAAAUAAAAAUCUUGUAUGACAAAAAGACCAUGUUUAUGUGGUGUUGUAGUGUUUUGCUGUGAAUAAUGUUUCCAAUUCUCCUUUUGAACGCUUUAAUUAGACUGUUGUGAGUAAUAACAGUGAA